AUGUAUAUUUCUCUAAUGAUGAAAUCAGUCGGUAGCAUGAGGAUUUUGAAAGAAGUGCGUCGCAGUCAGUCAAUGUGUCGUCACAUAUUUCUUUGGUAUCGAGAGGGCAAGAAAAAAGGCUUUGGGAAGCUUCACGUUAUCGACAAAGGCUUUGGACAACAACCGUGGGCUCUCAUUCAGUCCAACUUUGUUAAACUAGUAGCAACACUUGCUGUUUUCUAG
Messenger RNA from Lathyrus sativus (Indian pea), 222 nucleotides. Lineage: Eukaryota; Viridiplantae; Streptophyta; Magnoliopsida; Fabales; Fabaceae. The record is from the annotation of a GenBank genome assembly.